This is a messenger RNA of Rotaria sordida, 1110 nucleotides long. The record is from the annotation of a GenBank genome assembly. Lineage: Eukaryota; Metazoa; Rotifera; Eurotatoria; Philodinida; Philodinidae.
AUGGUCGAUGUUCUCUAUUCACUUGUGGAUGUUACUCAACGAUUUGAUCAAUUAAUACUUGAUCCACUUUAUAUUCACAGUCUUGAUAUGACCUCUAUGAUGAUGAAAUCAUAUUUUGAUCGUAUUUAUUCAAUAGACAAUCAACUUGAUAGAAUUUGUCAAAAUAUCUUACCCCGAAUUCAUCAUCAAGUAAAUGAACUUAUUGUUGAACAACAUUCAAUGGAACAUGUUAUACAUGCUAUCAAUUAUUCACAGCUUUACUCAUUAUCACUUAUAGAUUUUCAAGAAGAAAUACUUCUCAACUAUUUAAUAGAUAAUACAACUCUUCGCAAACUUCUUACUGAACAAAUUACAUGUCUUAAAAUUGAUGUUAAGGAUAACACAACACCACCGCCAAUUCCUGAAAAUCUUUCGACUAUAUUUGCUUUGAUUUUAUCAUUAUGUAAAGGACUAAUCGAGUUAAAUUUUUGUCCAUUCUAUUAUCGAUUAUCAAUUUGUACUUUUGAGUUAUCAUCAACAAAUUCUCAUGUCCUUGUCUAUGUAAUUCCAUUAAUUGUUUACAUUGCUCCAUGUCUUCUUGGUUGGACUGAUGCAGGUGGAUUUAUUAGAGAUACUUGUGUAAUAUUUUAUGCAAAUACUUAUAUUCAAAUAUUUAAUACAAUUUUUGCAUUUGCAUUACCUAUUUUUCUUAAUAUCUUAGUAAUGUAUUCUAGUGUUCGUCAUGUUCGUACAAAAGCAGCUUUACAAAAAAGUCAACACUAUGUUUCAGCACGUGAAAAAUUUCAUAAAUCAUUAGUCAUUCAAUUUGUUUGUUUUUAUACUGUUUGGGCUGGACUUUGGUCACCAAAUAUUAUUGUUUAUCAAGCAUCAAUUAACAAGAAAGAUCUAAUUUAUAUUGUUGGUCUACUUAAUUAUAUCGAUGUAGCAAUAGAUCCAAUAAUUGUUGCAACAUUAGACUUUCGUCUUUGGCAUGCAUGGCGAAAACACAUAAUUCGUGUAAAAAGAAUUGUACUCUUCCAACAAAUCAGUCAUGGACAAGUUCAACCUUUAAUAGCAAAUGUCAAUACAAUUUCAGUUAAAACUCAGCGACAAAAGACAACUACUAUGUAA